AACUGAAAAUUCUUUCAUUCAACACAUUCUCCCAUUCAUCCCCAUCCUUUGACUCUCUUUUACUUCACCCCCCCUUAAUUCCGGCAUCUUUUCUCCCCGCACACGGCAGAGCCGCUGUCAUUUCUCACCGGAAAGAUACUUCAUUUAGACAACAACUGAAAAUAUUUAAAAGUUAACUUAAACAGAAAAUAAUAAUAAUAAAAAAGGAACUGUAAGGAGGAUUGUAAACAGAUCUGAGUGGUGUAGGUUGAUGGUUGUGUAUCACCGGAAAGCUGUGGAUGAUGACCGGAAAUUAUCGUUGUUUCAAAGUUUGGUGGUGGUCCGGUGAAUCUCUCACAUGGAAUGGCAGAUCUUGUUAGCUACAAUAAUACCAAUCGCGACACUGAACAGGCAUUAAUUGCUCUGAAGAAGGGCGCUCAGUUACUUAAAUAUGGUCGCAAGGGGAAGCCCAAGUUUUGUCCAUUUAGACUUUCUCAUGAUGAAUCUUCUUUAAUUUGGAUUUCCAGCAGUGGUGAACGUAGCCUGAAGUUAGCCUUGGUUUCUAGAAUCGUGCCUGGACAAAGAACCGCUGUCUUUCGGCGUUAUCUACGUCCUGAAAAGGAUUAUCUUUCAUUUUCUCUGAUAUAUAACAACGGUAAACGAUCUCUUGAUUUGAUUUGCAAGGAUAAAGUUGAGGCUGAAGUGUGGAUAGCAGGCCUCAAAGCACUGAUUUCCUCUGGACACGGAGGGCGUUCCAAAAUUGAUGGGUGGAGUGAAGGAGGCCUCUACGUUGAAGAUAAUAAAGAUUUAACAUCAAACAGUGCAAGUGAUAGCUCCGUUGGUGCUCCACCAGAUCUCAGCUCCCCAGACGCUUCUAUCAGCUCAACCUCAAACACGUCUCCCAUGAAUUACCGUCCAGAAAGUUCUACUAGUUUUGAAAAGUCAAAUGCAGCUUUUGACCAAACGAAUAUGCAAGUGAAGGGAUUUGGUUCCGAUGCUUUUCGGGUUAGUGUCUCUAGCCAACCUAGCACUUCCAGUCACGGGUCAGCCCAAGAUGAUUAUGAUGCUUUAGGUGAUGUGUACAUAUGGGGUGAGGUAAUCUGUGAUAAUAUUGUCAAAUUGGGCCCCGACCGAACCGCUAAUCCUCUUAUCACGAGAGCUGAUGUGCUUCUACCGAGACCAUUAGAAUCCAAUGUCGUUUUGGAUGUCAAUCAUAUAGCAUGUGGAGUGAGACACGCUGCACUUGUGACUAAACAAGGAGAAGUAUUCACCUGGGGUGAGGAAUCAGGAGGCCGGCUCGGUCAUGGGUUUGAAAAAGAUGUGACCCAACCUCGUCUAGUUGAGUCUUUAGCCGUUUGCAAUGUAGAUUUUGUUGCCUGUGGCGAGUUCCACACAUGUGCUGUCACGAUGUCUGGAGAGCUCUACACAUGGGGAGAUGGGACCCACAAUGCUGGGCUGCUUGGGCAUGGUACAAAUGUGAGUCACUGGAUACCUAAAAGAAUCGUUGACCCACUCGAGGGACUAAAAGUUGCAUCAGUCACGUGUGGGCCAUGGCAUACAGCUUUAAUAACAUCAACAGGUCAGCUCUUUACAUUUGGUGAUGGGACAUUUGGUGUUUUGGGUCACGGUGAUCGGGAAAAUGUCUCGUGCCCAAGGGAGGUAGAAUCUUUGUUAGGCUUAAGGACGAUUGCUGUUGCAUGUGGUGUGUGGCAUACAGCUGCUGUAGUGGAAGUAAUUGUAACACGUUCCAGUUCGGGUGUUUCUUCAGGAAAAUUAUUCACUUGGGGUGACGGGGACAAAAACCGUCUGGGUCAUGGAGACAGAGAGCCUCGACUCAAACCUACAUGCGUCCCAUCACUUAUCGAUUACAAUUUUCACAAAGUCGCUUGUGGGCACAGUUUGACUGUAGGCUUGACCACAACACGACAUGUUUUUACCAUGGGCAGCACUGUUUACGGUCAACUUGGAAACCCUCAAUGUGAUGGAAAAUUACCAUGUUUAGUAGAAGAUAAAUUAUCUGGUGAGCCAGUUGAAGAAAUUUCUUGUGGUGCAUACCAUGUGGCGGUUUUGACAUCAAGAAAUGAGGUUUACACAUGGGGGAAAGGUGCUAAUGGAAGAUUAGGCCAUGGAGAUAUCGAAGACCGUAAAGCACCAACUUUAGUUGAAGCUUUAAAAGAUCGACAUGUUAAAUUUAUAUCUUGUGGGUCAAAUUAUACAUCAGCAAUAUGUCUUCACAAAUGGGUUUCAGGUACCGAGCAGUCUCAGUGCGCAUCUUGUAGACAGGCUUUUGGGUUCACUAGAAAAAGGCACAACUGUUACAACUGUGGGCUUGUGCACUGCCAUUCCUGCAGUUCAAGAAAAGCAUUACGGGCUGCAUUAGCCCCAAAUCCUAAUAAACUACACCGUGUGUGUGAUUCCUGUUUUGUUAAAUUGAAUAAGUUAGCAGAAGCUGGCGUUAGUAACAGACGGAACGUGAUGCCUCGUCUUUCUGGUGAAAACAAAGAUAGAUUAGAUAAAUCCGAAAUGAGGUUAGCAAAGUCGGGGUUACCAUCCAAUCAGGAUUUAAUAAAGUUGUUGGACAAUAAAGCUGCUAGACAAGGGAAGAAAGGUGAUGCAUUUAGUAUAGGGCGCUCUUCUCAAGCUACUUCGCUGUUACAACUCAAAGAUGUUGUGUUGGCUACUGGUGGCGAUUUCCGUUACAUGGUUCCAAAACCGAUUGUCACCCAGUCUGUUGUUAGUUCCAGGUCAGUAUCGCCUUACUCGAGGAAAUCAAGCCCUCCACGUUCGGCAACACCCAUUCCUACAACGUCAGGACUUUCUUUCUCCAAAAAUGUUGCUGACAGCUUAAAGAAAACCAAUGAUCUAUUGAAUCGAGAAAUUCUUAAAUUACGUGAUCAGGUUGAAAGCCUCAGACAUCAAUGUGAAGUUCAAGAAGCAGAGCUAAAAAAAUCAAGAAAGCAAGCUCAGGAAGCAAUGGUAUCAGCUGCUGACGAAUCUGCUAAAUGUAAAGCUGCAAAAGAUGUGAUAAAAUCUCUUACAGGACAGCUAAAGGAUAUGGCAGAGAGAUUGCCACCGGGGUCCUAUGAUCUUGACAGCAUUAAGAUACCAAACGGUCUGGAAGCCAGUUCUAUUCUUCAUACUGAUGAUACAAAUGGAGACAACAAAUCAAAUCUUCUAAUCUCUCCAGUGGACAUAUCAUCUGCUUCUAUAAAUGAAACAUUGAGCCCCACUGAAACGUCCACUGAAACCAAAGAACCAAUACCGAUUUCCAAUGGGAAUGACGGAUACUCAGAUACCAGAUCUCUUAAUGGCAGUGGAGCAGCAGGGGUUGAACCGGGAAACAAGUAUUUGUCUGAUAACAUGUCUUCCCAAGAAGGGGAUAAUAAUGGGUUUAAACCAAGAAAUCCUGCGUCUAACAGUAAUAAUACCUAUAAUUCCCCUGAUCAAGUUCAGGAUGAAUGGAUUGAACAGUAUGAGCCUGGUGUGUACAUAACGCUCAUGGCUCUACGUGACGGAACUAGAGAUCUCAAAAGAGUGCGCUUCAGUCGAAGGAGAUUCGGGGAGCACCAAGCUGAGACUUGGUGGUCAGAAAACCGUGAAAAGGUUUAUGAAAAAUAUAAUGUGCGUGGGUCGGAUAAGUCAUCCGUUUCUUCCCAGACUGCCCGAAGAUCUGCUGAGUCUCUGACAGCUCCUGGCCAAUAUUAGCAUCACCUGGAUGUUUUUUUCAGAGUAGCAGGCGGUCAGGCAUAUCUCUCACCUAAUUUAUAUUUCUGGUUUCAAAUUUUGAUUCGUGGUUCUAUUGUGAUUUACAUUUAGAUGGUCCAAAUAGAUUCAUGGGUAGAUGGUUUUAAUUUCUGUAUCUUGUGCUGUAGUGUACAUAAACUCAAUUAUUUAUGUGAUUAUAUCUAUUUAGAGCAAUCUAUUAUCAUGAAAA
Messenger RNA from Erigeron canadensis, 3913 nucleotides. RefSeq names its product PH, RCC1 and FYVE domains-containing protein 1-like. Gene Ontology annotation, molecular function: metal ion binding. The transcript is spliced from 9 exons. The record is from RefSeq and is a predicted model, not a curated record. The coding region runs from base 343 to 3684 and encodes 1113 amino acids. Lineage: Eukaryota; Viridiplantae; Streptophyta; Magnoliopsida; Asterales; Asteraceae.